ACGGGAUGGGAGACGGAGAGGAGGUGCAAGAGAGAUGGAUAAUAAGUGGACUACCCCCUCCCCCCUGCUCCCGUGGAGAGGUAGGGGCAGCCUGAACCCCCCCCCCCAGAUAGAAAAGAAAAGCUUUGUGAAACUUUCCCCCCUCAGAGGGAAGGAGAGGCUCAGAGGAGAGGCAGUCAGGAUUUAAUUUGGUGAGGAAGUCGGACCGAGCGGACCGGGGAGAAGAGCUCGGAGGACAGUUUGUGUCCAGCAGGGUCAUGACUUCCCAGCGUCUGGCGGCUCGUCUCCUGCUCGGAUUAGUCCUGAGGAAACUGUAGCAGCCGCAGCAUCCCUCCGGUCCGCCACCAUGCCCUCCGUCUCCCUCAGCCUGCCCACGGCUCUGGCAGGACCGGCUCGGACCUGGGUCUGCCUGUCCUGCAUGUUCUGGCCGGAGGAGUUGGAGGCGCUCCAUUCUCACACGUUCCGGGUGAAGACCUUCAAGAAGACCAAGCACUGCAGCGCCUGCAAACAGACCAUCGUCCAGGACGGCCUCGUCUGCAGAGUGUGCCGAAUAGCGUGCCACAAGAAAUGUGAAGCCAAGGUAAGAGUCAGAACAAUCCUCACCAGCUCACGCUUCUCCGUCCCAAAGGGAAGCAAAUGUCUUGUUUAAAAGCUGAUUUUACGUUUGUUUAAUUGUUUUAUGGUUCUUCA
Molecule: messenger RNA, 690 nt
Organism: Fundulus heteroclitus (mummichog)
Lineage: Eukaryota; Metazoa; Chordata; Actinopteri; Cyprinodontiformes; Fundulidae
Product: tensin-2-like
Exons: 3
Coding region: 347-649 (100 amino acids)
Source: RefSeq, a predicted model, not a curated record